UUCCUUCCCUCCCUUCUCCACACAGCCAGCCAUCGAUAAGCAAGCAACCCCGCUACAUAUGCAGCAUCUGCAUUGUUCUACCUUGUUGCUUCGUCCAUAGAUGCACUGAUACGCACAAGCACAGCGCAACAGUGUUCUGGAUACAUUGGUAGAGGUGCCACGAAGAGGAAGGAAUUCAGGUGACGUGCAGGGAGCAGUUGUGAGGGAGACAUGAACGGCGGCAUGGCGCCUCGGCCGAGCACGGACUGGGGUCCGAUCAUCGUGGCGGUGAUCCUGUUCGUGGUGCUGUCGCCGGGGCUGCUGUUCCAGCUGCCCGCGCGGGCGCGGGUGGUGGAGUUCGGCAACAUGGCCACCAGCGCCAUCUCCAUCCUCGUCCACGCCAUCAUCUUCUUCUGCCUCCUCACCAUCUUCGUCGUCGCCAUCGGCGUGCACGUCUACGCCGCCUAGCUAGCUCGCAUACAUGGUGUCCUUUAUUGGUUAGUUGUCCUAGUGCUCCAUUGAACAGAGACAGCACAGUUGUUGAAUGAUAAGUUGCUCCUCUGCUCCGUAUGUUGAGGCUGUUGAAGAACAUAACUAUGCCGUCGAUUCUGGCAAUAAUCCAAUGUUACUGACA
This is a messenger RNA of Phragmites australis (common reed), 613 nucleotides long. RefSeq lists its product as uncharacterized. The coding region runs from base 211 to 447 and encodes 78 amino acids. The record is from RefSeq and is a predicted model, not a curated record. The transcript has a single exon. Lineage: Eukaryota; Viridiplantae; Streptophyta; Magnoliopsida; Poales; Poaceae.